AUGAGCGAUGAGCUGAGUCUGCAACUCAAGAAUCUGAAACUUGGUAGGGAAGUGAAACGUUUUGCUUCGAAUGGUCAAUUCUCCAUCUGGAAAGAAGUGGCUCUAGCUCAACGUGAGGAGCGACUAAGGUCGGAGGCGGAGCAGAGGAAGCUGACCACGACGGCGAAUACUCAAGCAGCGUACAUCGACCAUCUACGUGGCCUUUUCCACCUUCGCCCAAAGCCAGCUCAUUUGAAAAAGGAAAUGGAGCACCCUGAGAUUAGCAACCCGAUGGAUACUCGAUCUGGGAUGUCGGAUGAGCAUAUAAUUACUUUGCUACUGCAAAAGAUCGACCGGUGA
This is a messenger RNA of Phytophthora nicotianae INRA-310, 339 nucleotides long. RefSeq lists its product as hypothetical. The coding region runs from base 1 to 339 and encodes 112 amino acids. The record is from RefSeq and is a predicted model, not a curated record. NCBI's taxonomy places the organism in Eukaryota, Oomycota, Peronosporomycetes, Peronosporales, Peronosporaceae. The transcript has 2 exons.